UCCGCCUCGUCGCGGUGGUUGUUGUUGUUGGUGGAGGUUGUUGGUGGUGGUUGUUGUUGAUGGUGGUUGUUGUUGAAGGUUGUUGUUGUUGUUGGUGGUUGUUGUUGGUGGUAGUGGUGGUUGUUGAAGGUUGUUGGUGGUUGUUGUUGUUUCUUGGUGGUGGUUGUUGAAGGUUGUUGGUGGUUGUUGUUGUUUCUUGGUGGUGGUGGUGGUGGUGGUUGUUGUUGCAAUCGGAGUCCAACCCGAGCAUCCACCGCUCCGAGUCCCCGGGCCUCUUCCGGUGUCUCGCGCCGGUUCAAAGGGCGUGGCCGCGUGACGUCACCAAACGGUGGGCGGGGCCUCCUGGACACGUGGUCGCUUCGGACAUGGCGGCGCCCAGCGGCGGCGGCGGGACACGUGGAUUACUGGAACCGCCGGCUGCGUCUGGCACCGCGUGUGCCCGGGGCGUGUCGCUUUCGUUCACGCUGCCCGUGUCGUGCCACGUCUGCCUCAACAGGGUUCAGGAGCCCAUGUGCUGCCCGAACCUGCACGUGUUCUGCGCCGCGUGCAUCGAACUGUGGCUACGCACGAGCCCCCACUGCCCCGUGUGCCGCUGCCCGGUGACCGCCGAGAAGCCGUGCGCACGCCUCAUCGGUGGGGGCGACGUCCCGCACGCUCCUGGGAGCCCCACACAGCGGAGGCGGUUGAGAUCGGCGCGGCUGGAGGUGCUGCGGAGAGAGUACGAGGAGGAGGCGGAGACGCUGGCGGUGGAGGUGGAGCGGCUGCAGGGAGAGAACAACGCUCUCUGGGCCCAGCUGCGUGCGAAUCCGGGCGAGCCCGCGGGGUCGGAGGUCGACGGCCGGCCCGCGGGGUCGGAGGUCGACCCGGCGGUGCUACUCGCGCUCUCGGGGAAGCUGAAGGCGGCGCGCGAUGAGCUCCGAGCGACGAGAAACGAGAUGAGCAGGGAGCGCGAGGUGCACGCGCAGCUGCGGGAGGAGAACGUCGACCUGCAGCGCGAGAACCAGAGCCUGCGCAUGGAGAUCGACAGCCGCUCCCCGCACAGGUUCGGCCGCGCCACCGUCGCCGCGCUGCAGGCCAAGCUGGAGCAGCAGCGGCGCGAACUCGGCCGCCUGGGCAAGGCCCUGGAGCGCAGCGACCGCUACACCGACGAGCUGGAAGCCCGGCUCGCUGGGGUCGCGGGGGCCACUGGGGUCGCGGGGGUCGCUGGGGUCGCGGGGGUCGUGGGGGAUCCCCGGGAGGGCCGCGAGGAAACCGCUGCCGGCCCUCCGUGGCGGGGGGCGCCCGGCGGUGGCACGGUGCGUAGGCUCGCGUUCGACGUCGCCGCCACCGCCGUCACCUCGCCGCCACCGGUGGAGAGUGGCGCACUGCAGGGGGGGGGCGGGGGUGCGGGGGGGCCGAUCCUGUCCGUGGGGGUGCCCCCCCCGCCCGAGCCGUGUCACGGCCCCCCCCAGGGCGACAGAGAAGAAGGGGCUGGUGGGGGCGCGCCGGGCUCCCCGCUGCCGCCGAAGCGAACGAGAGCCGAGGACUGACGGAGAGGGCGCGGGGGGAGUUCACGCAAAGACAAAGGCACCCCAUGUAGCCUCCACAGCAAGGGCCGUUAGCGAGCACCUAUUAAGGGCGGCACUACGGGGAGGUGUGGCCCUCGCCAGCCCGUCAGCCUUUGUCUUCCCAGUGCUGAGGUUUCUGCGCAGCGCCAGUUCCUCGUUUGUUGACCGUGGCCGAGAAUCGAACUUGACUCUCCGGGUUCGUAGUGCGUUGCGCGAACCACUGCGCCUCCGCUCUUCGUUCACCUCGAGAAAGACAUCGACACACACUCACGUUCACACACACACACGAUAUACUGUAUUGUGAAUAACGGUUACAUUUAGUGGUGAUGUAGAUAUGUUACUGGGAUGAUGUGGGUAGUGAUGUUGACAUGGUGAUGUUGAUGGUGAUGUUGCUCUGGUGAUGUAGCAAUUUUUCCUAUGGUGAUGUUGGUGGCGGUGUUGCUACGUUGAUCUUGCCAUGCCGAUUUGGCUAUCGUGAUGUUGGUUGCGAUGUUGCUGUGGUGAUGUCAUAGUGAUGUUGCCGUGGUGAUGUUGCCGUGGCGAUGUUGCCGUGGCGAUGGUCCUCUCACGUGGCCGGUGCCGCCGCGCUGUCUCACGUGACCGAGGGGUCAAGCAGGCAGCAGUGCACCACCUUGUAGCGGAGACGCCGCGGGGGAGAGAGGUCGCGGCCUGCUGAGAGCGCGUGGUGGCGGAGAGAGCGUGGUGCGUCGAUGGAAACCGCGUUAUCAGAGCUGGAGUUUUGCCAAAUAAAAUGAGGAACCGAGUCUAAUGUGCCGGGGUUUCUGUGCGGAGCCAUUAGUGACCGGGCUAACACCAUCACUGGCUCGCUGCACUCGAGAAGGCAAUUUCCUCGCGACUCGGGGCCCGUGCGUGUCUGUGGGUCUCUAUGAGAGAGUGUUUCUCCGUAAGUCUGUGUGCGUCUGUUUAACACGUCGGCAUU
Molecule: messenger RNA, 2487 nt
Organism: Lethenteron reissneri (Far Eastern brook lamprey)
Lineage: Eukaryota; Metazoa; Chordata; Hyperoartia; Petromyzontiformes; Petromyzontidae
Product: ORC ubiquitin ligase 1-like
Biological process (GO): regulation of DNA replication; protein monoubiquitination
Molecular function (GO): ubiquitin-protein transferase activity
Source: RefSeq, a predicted model, not a curated record